Strongylus vulgaris is the source of this 551-nucleotide messenger RNA. The record is from the annotation of a GenBank genome assembly. NCBI's taxonomy places the organism in Eukaryota, Metazoa, Nematoda, Chromadorea, Rhabditida, Strongylidae.
AUGCAGAGCUUAGCAGCAAUUUGUGUGGCGAUAAAAGUGUACAGAGGGGAAUGUUCUUAUUCGGAUAAAGUCACUCGCUUUUGGCCAGAAUUUGGAAAGAAUGGCAAGGAGGAAAUAACUAUUGAUAUGAUCCUUACUCAUCAAGUAAAAUUUGGAAAAAAUGGCAAGGAGGAUAUAACUAUUGAUAUGAUCCUUACUCAUCAAGCUGGGUUGCCAUACUUUGACGAAGAUAUCACACUUGACGAUGCUAAAGACAAAGCGAAAAUUUCAAAAAUAAUAGAAGAAGAGUCUCCAAAACAUCCCCCAGGAUCCCAAAUUGCCUAUCAUCCAAUAACGUUUGGAUGGCUGAUUGACCAGGUAUUUUGCCGGAUAGACGCAAAACAUCGAAGUGUUGGAGAGUUUUUUCGAGAAGAAAUUCGAGACAAGUUUGGUACGUAUUGUUAUCAAAAAACCCUUGCUUUGCACAUUAGAGGCACCCUACAUUCUAAAGCAACUUUGUCUGCUCAUUUAAGCAUAAAACGUGUGUUUCUACCAAACUCAUUAAUUUAGAU